This is a messenger RNA of Aaosphaeria arxii CBS 175.79, 615 nucleotides long. RefSeq lists its product as uncharacterized. Lineage: Eukaryota; Fungi; Ascomycota; Dothideomycetes; Pleosporales. Bases 1 to 615 code for a protein of 204 amino acids. The transcript has 2 exons. The record is from RefSeq and is a predicted model, not a curated record.
AUGGACGACUAUGAAGAGGCGGUUCUAUUUACGUUUGCUCUGCUAGAGUCCCGGCUGGACCGCAUCGAAUAUGCGUUAAGCGGGACGAGGAAUCUAUCUGAGGAGAAGCCGAAGACCCUCCCGGAAAGGAUACAGAGAAUCGAGCGGACCCUCAGCGAGCUAUCUGAAAAGACGUCGCUACUGGACGAUGUACAGCAACUACUCGCAAAACACUCCGACCUGCUGUCUCAGCCGGCGGACGUCGAAGAGGAAGACGCGGGCUUGACGCAGACGCAGAAGUCUAUCCUUGUCUCCGACCGCGCGCCUGCCUUCGCUACCACCGCUUCGCAGCUCAAGUCCCUCGACGACCAGCAGAUACCGCAGACAGAUGGGUUCGUCAAGCUGGCGAAACUCCGGCCGCGAAUCGCAGAGGCGGAGGAGCGCCAAUUGCAACAAGCAUUGCGGAUUUCGCUGCUCAGGAAACAGAGCGGCAUGCUUGUCUCUCGAGUGAAGCAUGUGCAUCUCUUGGGACAGGGCCGCUGCUGGGUGGAGUGGCACAAGCGAUUGACAGAGGCCGAGCGGACAGUCGUGCGAACCGAAUUCAGGAACAGGCCAGAUGAAGAGGCGGAGAUAUGA